Exophiala aquamarina CBS 119918 is the source of this 1491-nucleotide messenger RNA. RefSeq names its product NAD-dependent aldehyde dehydrogenase. Gene Ontology annotation, molecular function: aldehyde dehydrogenase (NAD+) activity. Bases 1 to 1491 code for a protein of 496 amino acids. NCBI's taxonomy places the organism in Eukaryota, Fungi, Ascomycota, Eurotiomycetes, Chaetothyriales, Herpotrichiellaceae. The record is from RefSeq and is a predicted model, not a curated record. The transcript has a single exon.
AUGUCUGACAUCCCUCACUACUCGAAUUGGGUCAAUGGCAAACGCUCUUCACCAACUCCAGACUCAAUACUGGUUAUCAACCCUGCCACUGAGGCUGUGAUAGGCAGCGUUGACGCCACAUCCUGCGAGGCUGUAGACAACAUUGUGAAGGAAUCAGGGUUGAACUUUCGCACUGGCUCUUGGUCUAAAGCCAGCGCAACGGACCGAUUCAAUGUCUUGGUCAAGGCUGCAUCCCUCCUGCGAUCACACAUGGGAGAGUUCAUCGACCUGGAGGUCAGUCAAACAGGUCGACCUAUACGGGAGAUGAAAGCACAGUUGGCUCGCAUUCCUGAGUGGCUUGAAUACUUCGCUAGCCUGGCCCGCACCUACGAGGGUAGCGUGACACCGUUCAAAGGACCGGUCAUCAACACAAUAACACGCAACAGCCCCAUAGGCGUUGUGGCGCAGAUUACACCUUGGAAUCAUCCGCUACUGAUCGCGACAAAGAAGAUCGGCGUAGCUCUUGCGGCAGGUAACACUGUUGUGGUCAAGCCGUCAGAGCUUGCACCCAUCAGCGUCCUGAAAAUGGGCGAGUUGUUCCAAGAGGCGGGCCUCCCUGAUGGAACACUGCAAAUUAUUUGUGGAUAUGGGCGGGACACAGGCAAAUUUCUAUGCGAGAAUCCGUCUCUCGCCCGUAUCGAUUUGACAGGUGGUCUGCUCACGUAUCAAGCCAUUGCACCGGUUGCAAGUCGAAACCUAAUUCCUAUCACAGCCGAACUGGGAGGCAAAUCCCCUGUGUGUAUCUUUCCUAGUAUGGACGUUGGAGAGGCUGUCCGAGCCGCACUCUUUGCAAGCUUUAUUGCCAGCGGACAGACAUGUGUCACGGGGAGUCGUCUGCUGGUGCACACAGAUAUCUAUGACGAAUUCGUCGUGGAGAUGGUCAAGCGCACAAAAGGUCCCAAACUAGGCGAUCCAGCAGAUCCCAGCACACAAAUCGGGGCGGUAAUUAGCAAAAACUCCGUUGAGCGAUGCGCGGCGUUUGUCUCACGUGCCGUGAAUGAAGGCGGGAGAGUCCUGUGCGGUGGUAAACCUGCAGACCGCCCCAAGGGAUUCUACUUUGAACCAACAUUGAUAGAAACCAGUGCGAAAUCCGAACUGUCCUGUAACGAGGUGUUUGGCCCAGUAAUCGCAGUGAUACCGUGUGCUUCCGAGGAGGAAAUCGUCGAAGUCGCCAAUGGCACAAAUUUUGCACUGGGCGCAUCCCUCUGGACGCGGGAUUUUGCACAGGCACACAGAGUGGCGGAACAGAUUGACGCAGGUAUUCUGUGGAUUAAUGGCCAUCAUCUGAAUGAUCCUUCCUCACCAUGGGGUGGGUUUAGAGAAAGCGGUUUGGGGAAGGAGAAUGGACGGGAGGCUUUUGAGAGCUACACCAAGUUGAAGAGCACUAUCAUCAACUAUGGGAUUCCACCAGCAUGGUUUGAUGAGCAGGUGGAAGGCGCUAGAUAUGGAUAG